AUGGAUGGCGGUCCCUCUCCCAAGCAAUCAACGAUUUGGGUGGUGGUUCAGAUUCUGGAUGAGAAUGACAACAAGCCUCAGUUCCCAGAGAAGGUCUACCAGAUCAAGCUGCCCGAACGUGACCGAAAAAAGAGGGGAGAACCAAUUUAUAGGGCAUUUGCCUUUGAUAGAGAUGAAGGCCCCAACGCAGAAAUUUCCUACAGUAUUGUGGAUGGCAAUGAUGAUGGGAAGUUCUUUAUAGACCCUAAAACAGGCAUGGUUUCCUCCAGAAAGCAGUUCACAGCAGGGAGUUAUGACAUCCUAACGAUUAAGGCUGUGGACAAUGGGCGCCCACAGAAAUCCUCCACGGCUCGCCUCCACAUUGAAUGGAUUAAGAAACCACCUCCCUCACCCAUCCCAUUGACCUUCGAUGAGCCAUUUUAUAACUUCACAAUCAUGGAGAGUGACAGAGUGACCGAAAUAGUGGGGGUGGUGUCCGUGCAACCUGCUAACACCCCUCUGUGGUUUGACAUAGUUGGGGGGAAUUUUGACAGCUCUUUUGACGCAGAGAAAGGUGUUGGGACAAUUGUCAUUGCCAAGCCUUUGGACGCAGAGCAGAGAUCUCUCUACAACAUGACCGUGGAAGUCACCGACGGAACAAAUGUUGCUGUCACUCAGGUAUUUAUCAAAGUGCUGGAUAAUAAUGAUAAUGGCCCAGAAUUCUCUCAGCCACAUUACGAUGUAACAAUUUCAGAAGAUGUGCUACCAGAUACAGAGAUAUUGCAGAUUGAAGCCACAGAUAGAGAUGAGAAGCACAAGCUGAGCUACACUGUCCACAGUAGCAUCGACUCCAUCAGCAUGAGAAAAUUCCGCAUUGACCCUAGCACUGGUGUGCUGUACACUGCCGAGAGACUGGACCAUGAGGCCCAAGACAAGCACAUCCUCAACAUCAUGGUCAGAGAUCAGGAAUUUCCUUAUCGAAGAAACUUGGCUCGAGUCAUUGUGAACGUGGAAGAUGCUAAUGAUCACAGUCCUUAUUUUACCAACCCACUGUAUGAAGCAUCUGUGUUUGAAUCUGCUGCUCUGGGAUCAGCUGUUCUGCAAGUGACCGCUCUGGACAAAGACAAAGGGGAAAAUGCAGAACUCAUAUAUACCAUAGAAUCAGGGAACACUGGGAACACGUUUAAGAUUGAACCAGUUCUGGGCAUCAUCACUGUUUCCAAAGAACCAGACAUGACAACCACAGGCCAAUUUGUUCUGUCAGUCAAAGUCACAGACCAAGGCUCCCCGCCAAUGUCUGCCACUGCAAUUGUGCGUAUUUCUGUCACGAUAUCUGAUAACUCUCACCCCAAAUUUACUCACAAAGACUACCAAGCUGAAGUAAAUGAAAAUGUUGAUAUUGGAACAUCAGUCAUCCUAAUCUCUGCCAUCAGUCAAUCUACCCUCGUUUAUGAAGUCAAAGAUGGAAACACUGAUGGGAUCUUUACCAUAAAUCCAUAUUCUGGAGUCAUCACCACUCAGAGGGCUCCAGAUUACGAGCACACUUCCUCUUACCAACUCAUCAUUCAAGCCACCAACAUGGCGGGAAUGGCUUCCAAUGCCACAGUCAGUAUCCAGAUUGUUGAUGAAAAUGAUAACUCCCCGGUGUUUCUCUUUUCUGAAUACUCAGGCAGUCUAAGUGAGGCUGCCCCUGUCAAUAGCAUUGUCAGGAGCCUGGAUAACAGCCCACUGGUGAUCCGAGCUACUGAUGCUGACAGUAACCGGAAUGCUUUGCUCGUUUAUCAGAUUGUGGAAUCCACAGCCAAGAAGUUUUUCACGGUGGACUCCAGUACAGGUGCAAUCAGAACAAUUGCCAACCUGGAUCACGAAACCAUCUCCCAUUUUCAUUUUCAUGUGCAUGUGAGAGAUAGUGGUAGCCCCCAGUUGACUGCAGAGAGUCCUGUUGAAGUCAACAUCGAGGUGACGGAUGUGAAUGAUAAUCCACCUGUAUUUACCCAGGCUGUGUUUGAGACUGUCUUACUUCUCCCUACCUAUGUUGGAGUGGAGGUUCUGAAGGUUAGUGCCACAGACCCUGACUCUGAGGUGCCCCCUGAACUGAUAUACAGCCUAAUGGAGGGCAGCCUUGAUCACUUUUUAAUUGACUCAAGUAGUGGAGUGCUCACCAUAAAAAACAAUAAUCUCUCCAAAGAUCACUAUGUUUUGAUAGUUAAAGUUUCUGAUGGAAAGUUCUAUAGUACAUGCAUGGUGAAUAUAAUGGUAAAAGAAGCCAUGGACAGUGGUCUCCAAUUUACACAAAGCUUUUAUUCCACCUCAAUCUCAGAGAACAACACUAAUAUAACCAAAGUUGCUAUUGUCAAUGCAGUUGGAAAUCGCCUUAAUGAGCCCUUAAAAUAUAGCAUCUUAAACCCAGGAAAUAAGUUCAAGAUAAAAUCUACCUCAGGAGUCAUUCAAACUACUGGAGUCCCCUUUGACCGUGAGGAACAAGAACUGUAUGAGUUGGUGGUGGAAGCCAGCCGUGAGCUGGACCAUCUGCGUGUGGCCAGAGUGGUGGUCAGGGUUAACAUUGAAGACAUAAAUGACAAUUCUCCAGUUUUUGUGGGCCUCCCUUACUAUGCUGCUGUGCAGGUGGAUGCUGAGCCAGGGACUCUGAUUUACCGAGUGACAGCCAUUGACAAAGAUAAAGGUGCCAAUGGAGAAGUGACCUAUGUCCUGCAGGAUGACUACGGCCACUUUGAAAUUAAUCCUGUUUCAGGGAAUGUUGUUUUAAAAGAAGCAUUCAACUCUGACUUGUCUAACAUUGAAUAUGGAGUCACCAUCCUAGCCAAAGAUGGUGGCAAGCCUUCUCUGUCCACAUCUGUGGAACUUCCCAUCACUAUUGUCAACAAAGCAAUGCCUGUGUUUGAUAAGCCAUUUUAUACAGCGUCCAUAAAUGAAGAUGUCACAAUGGACACCCCCAUUCUAAGCAUUAAUGCCACCAGUCCGGAAGGUCAAGGCAUCAUAUAUAUCAUCAUUGACGGAGAUCCUCUGAAGCAAUUUAACAUUGACUUUGACACUGGGGUCCUGAAAGUUAUUAGCCCUUUGGAUUAUGAGGUUACACCUGCUUACAAGUUAACUAUAAGAGCCAGUGAUGCCUUGACCGGUGCCAGGGCUGAAGUCACUGUAGACUUGCUAGUUAAUGAUGUAAAUGACAACCCCCCUGUUUUUGACCAGCCCAUAUACAAUACAACUUUAUCUGAAGCAUCUCUAAUUGGCACACCUGUUCUACAAGUUGUAUCCACUGAUGCAGACUCAGAAAACAAUAAGAUGGUACAUUAUCAGAUUGUUCAGGAUACCUACAACAGCACAGAUUAUUUUCACAUAGACAGUGCAAGUGGCUUAAUCCUGACAGCACGCAUGCUGGACCAUGAGCUGGUACAGCAUUGCACAUUGAAAGUCAAAGCGACAGAUAAUGGUUUCCCAUCACUGACCAGUGAGGUUCUGGUUCAUAUCUACAUUUCUGACAUAAAUGACAAUCCUCCAGUUUUUAAUCAACUCAUAUAUGAAUCAUAUGUAAGUGAGUUAGCUCCCCGGGGCCAUUUUGUAACCUGUGUUCAAGCCUCUGAUGCAGACAGUUCUGACAUUGACCGAUUGGAUUAUAGCAUCUUAUCUGGGAAUGACCGGACAAGCUUUUUGAUGGACAGCAAGAGUGGAAUCAUCACACUGUCCAACCACAGGAAACAGCGGAUGGAGCCUCUGUACAGUCUCAAUGUCUCUGUCUCUGAUGGGCUCUUCACCAGUACUGCACAGGUGCACAUCAGGGUGCUUGGGGCUAACUUGUACAGUCCUGCCUUUUCACAAAGUACAUACGUAGCAGAGGUGAGAGAAAACGCAGCUGCUGGAACAAAGGUAAUUCACGUUCGAGCCACAGAUGGGGAUCCAGGGACAUACGGGCAGAUCAGUUACUCCAUCAUCAAUGACUUUGCCAAGGAUCGGUUUCUCAUUGACAGCAAUGGGCAAGUAAUCACAACAGAAAGACUAGACCGAGAAAACCCUUUGGAAGGGGAUAUUACUAUUUUUUUGAGGGCCCUUGAUGGUGGAGGGAGAACAACUUUCUGCACUGUGAGGGUGAUUGUUGUGGAUGAAAAUGACAAUGCUCCUCAAUUCAUAACAGUAGAAUAUAGAGCCAGUGUCAGGGCAGAUGUUGGAAGGGGCCACUUGGUCACUCAGGUUCAAGCUGUGGAUCCAGAUGAUGGAGUAAAUUCAAGGAUUACAUAUUCCCUCUAUAGUGAGGCCUCGGUCUCUGUGGCUGACCUCCUAGAAAUUGAUCCUGACAAUGGAUGGAUGGUUACAAAAGGCAAUUUUAACCAGCUGAAAAAUACAGUGUUGUCAUUCUUUGUCAAAGCCGUAGAUGGCGGCAUUCCAAUAAAGCACUCCCUCAUUCCUGUCUAUAUCCACGUCUUACCCCCUGAAAUACUCUUGCCAUCAUUCACUCAGUCUCAGUAUUCCUUCACUGUUGCUGAAGAUACAGCCAUUGGAAGUACAGUUGAUGCCCUGAGAAUUUUGCCCAAUCAGAAUGUCCAGUUCAGCACAGUUAAUGGGGAACGGCCAGAAAAUAACAAAGGUGGUGUUUUCAUCAUAGAACAGGAAACGGGCAUUAUCAAGCUUGACAAGCGCCUUGACCAUGAAAGCAGCCCAGUUUUCCAGUUUAAAGUAGCGGCCACAAUACCCCUGGAUAAGGUAGACAUCGUGUUCACCGUGGAUGUAGAUAUUAAGAUACUGGAUUUAAAUGACAACAAGCCAGUCUUUGAAACUUCAAACUAUGAGACCAUCAUAAUGGAAGGAAUGCCAGUUGGCACCAAACUCACACAGGUGAAAGCUAUUGAUAUGGACUGGGGAGCCAAUGGGCAGGUGACCUACUCUCUGCAUUCGGAUUCCCAGCCUGAAAAGGUAAUGGAAGCAUUCAGUAUUGACAGCAAUACCGGUUGGAUCAGUACCUUGAAGGACCUGGACCAUGAGACAGAUCCCACGUUUGCCUUCUCUGUGGUGGCCUCUGACCUUGGAGAGGCAUUCUCUCUUUCUUCCUCGGCUUUAGUCUCUGUAAAGGUGACAGAUAUAAAUGACAAUGCACCAGUCUUUGCACACGAGGUGUACCGAGGCACUGUGAAGGAGAGUGACCCGCCAGGCGAGGUGGUAGCCGUCCUCAGCACCUGGGACAGAGACACAUCUGACAUGAAUCGGCAAGUGAGCUACCAUAUUACAGGAGGAAAUCCCCGAGGAAGGUUUGCCCUGGGCCUGGUGCAGAGUGAGUGGAAGGUCUAUGUGAAGAGACCUCUAGAUAGAGAAGAACAAGACAUUUACUUCCUCAACAUCACAGCCACUGAUGGGCUCUUUGUCACACAAGCCACAGUGGAAGUGACUGUCAGUGAUGUCAAUGACAAUAGUCCAGUGUGCGAUCAGGUUGCAUACACAGCAUCAUUUCCUGAAGACAUUCCAUCAAAUAAAAUCAUCCUGAAGGUCGGUGCCAAGGAUGCUGAUAUUGGAUCCAAUGGAGACAUACGAUACUCACUCUAUGGAUCUGGAAACAGUGAAUUUUUUCUAGAUCCAGAAAGUGGUGAGUUAAAGACCUUGGCUCUCUUGGACCGAGAGAGGGUCCCUGUGUACACUUUGAUUGCCAGGGCCACCGAUGGGGGUGGCAGAUUCUGCCAGGCUGAUGUGAGACUCAUUCUGGAGGACGUGAAUGACAACCCACCUGUGUUUUCUUCGGAGCAUUACAAUGCCUGUGUGUACGAGAACACGGCCACCAAGGCUCUCUUGACCCGGGUUCAAGCUGUGGACCCUGAUGUUGGCAUCAACAGGAAGGUUGUGUACUCCCUGGCAGAUUCCGCUGAUGGGUUCUUCUCCAUUGAUAGCAUGUCUGGCAUCAUUAUCCUGGAGCAACCGUUGGACCGAGAGCAGCAGUCUUCCUACAACAUCACUGUGCGGGCCACUGACCAGAGUCCAGGACAGUCCAUGUCCUCUCUCGCCACAGUCACCAUCACCGUGCUGGACAUCAAUGACAAUCCACCUGUGUUUGAGAGAAGGGACUACCUGGUAACAGUGCCUGAAGACACAUCCCCUGGCACCCAAGUCCUUGCUGUUUUUGCCACCAGCAAAGAUAUUGGCACAAAUGCUGAGAUAACGUAUCUCAUUCGUUCUGGGAAUGAACAAGGGAAAUUUAGGAUUAACCCAAAGACAGGGAGUAUUUCUGUCUCUGAUGUCCUAGACUAUGAAUUAUGUAAAAGGUUUUACCUUGUGGUGGAAGCCAAAGAUGGAGGCACCCCAGCUCUCAGUGCUGCAACCACGGUCAGCAUCAACCUCACGGAUGUGAAUGACAAUGCUCCCCAGUUCAGCCAAGAUGUCUACAGUGCUGUCAUCAGUGAAGAUGCCUCUGUGGGGGACUCUGUCAUUUUGCUAAUAGCAGAAGAUAUAGACAGCCAGCCCAAUGGACAGAUUCGUUUUUCCAUUGUGAAUGGAGAUCGGGAUAAUGAAUUUGCUGUAGAUCCUGUGUUGGGCCUUGUGAAAGUUAAGAAGAAGCUGGACAGGGAACGGGUGUCUGGAUACUCCCUGCUGGUCCAGGCAGCAGACAGUGGUAUUCCUGCAAUGUCAUCAACUGCAACUGUCAACAUUGAUAUUUCUGAUGUGAAUGACAACAGCCCAGUGUUUACACCUGCUAACUACACUGCUGUGAUUCAGGAAAACAGGCCGGUGGGCACCAGCAUCUUGCAGCUGGUGGUGACAGACAGAGAUUCCUUUCAUAACGGGCCUCCCUUCUCCUUCUCUAUUUUGUCGGGAAAUGAAGAGGAGGAGUUUGUGUUGGACCCUCAUGGGGUCCUACGGUCAGCAGUGGUCUUCCAGCACACGGAGUCUCCGGAAUACAUACUGUGUGUCCAGGCAAAAGACGCAGGCAGGCCUCAGCAAGUUUCUCACUCCUACAUCCGCGUGCGGGUCAUCGAGGAAAGCAUCCACAAGCCCACAGCCAUCCCCUUGGAAAUUUUCAUUGUCACCAUGGAGGAUGACUUUCCUGGUGGGGUCAUUGGGAAGAUCCAUGCCACAGAUCAAGACAUGUAUGACGUGCUCACCUUUGCCCUGAAAUCAGAGCAGAAAAGCUUGUUCAAAGUCAACAGUCAUGAUGGAAAGAUCAUUGCUCUGGGAGGCCUCGACAGUGGCAAGUACGUGCUCAACGUGUCUGUGAGCGAUGGCCGCUUUCAGGUGCCCAUUGACGUGGUUGUGCAUGUGGAACAGCUGGUGCAUGAGAUGCUACAGAACACCGUCACCAUCCGCUUUGAGAACGUGUCCCCUGAGGACUUCGUGGGGCUACACAUGCAUGGGUUUCGACGUACCCUGCGCAAUGCAGUGCUCACUCAGAAGCAGGACAGCCUGCGCAUCAUCAGCAUCCAGCCUGUGGCGGGCACCAACCAGCUGGACAUGCUGUUUGCAGUGGAGAUGCACAGCAGUGAGUUCUAUAAGCCAGCCUAUUUGAUCCAGAAGCUGUCUAAUGCCAGAAGACACCUGGAAAAUGUCAUGCGCAUCUCGGCCAUCCUGGAGAAGAACUGCUCAGGGCUUGAUUGUCAGGAACAGCACUGUGAGCAGGGCUUGUCCCUGGAUUCCCACGCACUCAUGACCUACAGCACAGCUCGCUUCAGCUUUGUGUGUCCACGUUUCUACAGGAAUGUGCGCUGCACUUGUAAUGGAGGACUGUGCCCAGGGUCCAACGAUCCUUGCCUGGAGAAGCCAUGUCCAGGGGACAUGCAGUGUGUCGGUUAUGAAGCCAGCAGGAGACCCUUCCUUUGCCAGUGUCCACCAGGGAAGCUUGGAGAGUGCUCAGGGCACACUUCUCUCAGCUUUGCUGGAAACAGUUACAUCAAAUACCGGCUUUCUGAAAACAGUAAAGAAGAAAACUUUAAGCUAGCGCUGCGUCUGCGAACCCUGCAAAGCAACGGGAUUAUUAUGUACACCAGAGCAAAUCCCUGCAUAAUUCUAAAGAUUGUGGAUGGCAAGCUGUGGUUCCAGCUGGAUUGUGGCAGUGGCCCAGGCAUCUUGGGCAUCUCAGGCCGCACUGUCAACGAUGGCAGCUGGCAUUCCGUAUUCCUGGAGCUCAACCGCAAUUUUACCAGCCUGUCCCUGGACGACAGUUACGUGGAGCGGCGCAGGGCACCCCUCUACUUCCAGACGCUGAGCACUGAGAGCACCAUCUACUUCGGUGCCCUGGUGCAGGCGGACAACAUCCGCAGCCUGACCGACACGCGGGUCACGCAGGUGCUCAGCGGCUUCCAGGGCUGCCUGGACUCAGUGGUGCUGAAUAACAACGAGCUACCCCUGCAGAACAAACGCAGCAGCUUCGCAGAAGUGGUGGGCCUGACCGAGCUGAAGCUGGGCUGCGUGCUUUACCCAGACGCCUGUGAGCGCAGCCCAUGCCAGCAUGGAGGCACCUGUGCAAACCUGCCCUCUGGUGGCUAUCAGUGUUCCUGUCUCUCUCAGUUCACGGGGAGAAACUGUGAAUCUGAGAUUACAGCCUGCUUCCCAAACCCCUGCCGGAAUGGGGGGUCCUGCGACCCAAUAGGCAACACUUUCAUCUGCAGUUGUAAAGCUGGCCUCACUGGAGUCACGUGCGAGGAAGACAUCAAUGAGUGUGAGCGGGAGGAGUGCGAGAACGGCGGCGCUUGUGUCAACAUGUUUGGCUCCUUCCUGUGCAACUGCACGCCGGGCUACGUGGGCCAGUACUGUGCGCUGCGCCCCGUGGUGGUACCCAACAUCCAGGCUGGCCACUCCUACGUGGGUAAGGAGGAGCUCAUUGGCAUCGCUGUGGUGCUCUUUGUCAUCUUCACCCUUGUCGUGCUCUUCAUCGUCUUCCGCAAGAAGGUUUUCCGCAAGAACUAUUCGCGCAACAACAUCACGCUGGUGCAGGACCCUGCCACAGCAGCACUGCUCAACAAGAGCAACGGCAUCCCCUUCCGCAGCCUGCGCUGUGGCGGCAGCGAUGGCCGCAACCUCUACCAGGAGGUGGGGCCGCCGCAGGUCCCAGUGCGCCCCAUGGCCUACACCCCUUGCUUCCAGAGUGACUCCAGGAGCAACCUGGACAAGAUCGUGGACGGGCUGAGUGGCGAGCACCAAGAGAUGACCACUUUCCACCCCGAAUCCCCCCAUAUCCUCACAGCCAGGCGCGGAGUGGUGGUGUGCAGUGUGGCACCCAACCUGCCGGCUGUGUCCCCCUGCCGCUCGGACUGCGACUCGCUGCGGAAGAACGGCUGGGACUCGGGGACGGAGAACAAAGGAGUUGAUGACCCAGGAGACGUGACCUGCUUUGCAGGCAGCAAUAAAGGCAGCAACUCUGAAGUGCAGUCCCUGAGCUCCUUCCAGUCGGAUUCAGGUGAUGACAAUGCCUCCAUAGUGACUGUCAUUCAGCUUGUCAACAAUGUAGUUGACACUAUUGAAAAUGAAGUGUCGGUCAUGGACCAAGGACAGAACUACAACCGAGCCUAUCACUGGGACACCUCUGAUUGGAUGCCAGGAGCCCGCCUUUCAGACAUAGAGGAAGUGCCCAGCUACGAGAACCAGGAUGGAGGAUCUGCACAGCAGAGUAGCACGCGGGAGUUGGAGAGUGAUUACUACCUGGGUGGCUAUGACAUCGACAGUGAAUACCCGCCUCCUCACGAAGAGGAGUUCAUGAGUCAAGACCAGCUGCCUCCUCCCCUGCCAGCAGAUUUCCCAGACCAGUACGAGGCCCUGCCACCUUCCCAGCCGGUCUCACUGGCUAGCACAUUGAGCCCAGACUGCAGGAGGAGGCCCCAGUUCCAUCCUAGCCAGUACCUGCCUCCUCACCCAUUUCCCAACGAAACAGAGUUGGUGGGCCCACCUGCCAGCUGUGAAUUCAGUACUUUUGCCAUGAGCAUAAACCAGGACACAGAGGCCACAGGCCCAGCAGACAGUGUAUCUCUGUCCUUGCACAAUUCCAGAGGCACCUCAUCCUCAGAUGGGUCGGCCAACUGUGGCUUUGACGAUUCUGAAGUAGCCAUGAGUGACUACGAGAGUGUGGGAGAGCUCAGCCUCGCCAGCCUUCACAUUCCCUUUGUGGAGACUCAGCACCAAACCCAAGUGUAGAAGACCUAUUCUGGUGCUUUGCCCUCUGGGUUACGGCAGAGCAGAAGAGACUGGCUAGGCUUGGGUCUCAAUGGAGAGUAGCCUGUGCAACAAGGAAGAAACAUGAAGAAAUUUCUCAUGGAAAGUCUCUGAAGUCGUACUGUCACAAGCAAGCUUGAUUCCAGUUAGGUGGGGGAGAUAGGCUCAGAAAUUGUUUCUGAGAGGCGCCUAGAAAUCCUGGCUGCAGUUGCCUGGUUUGAGGGUUUAAGACUGUUGCACCUGCUAAGUUCUUCCCUCAAGGCUUUGUGCAGUAUUGUGCCCUGGAGAGCGUUAUUGCCUCAGUUGUCUUUGCAGUAUUAACAACCAGCAACAAUCAGUGGCGUUGUUGCAUGUAACUUUGAGCCAUUGAAAUGAAUAGCAAUGAGUGGUAGAGAAAUGAGUCCCUUAGAUGAAAGACAUGGGAAAAAAAUAUUUGACAAACAAGAAAAUGGGCUGAAGCCUUUAAAAUCAACUUUUUUCUAAGCUGCCCGAUUUUCAGCUAUAAAAUUUGUUUAACUUGUUUAGUAUGCUCAGUUAUUUUUGUUUGUAUUAAGCAUCCUCUAUGAUAGAGAUAAGGUUUAUGAGACAGAUCUCAGCGAAGAGCAAGGUGAGGGCACUGGGACUUUGCUCUGUGUGUUGGCAACAAGGCUAAUGUUGCUCAACAUUACUAAGAUUGUGAUUACCUGGUUUUGUGCUUUCUGGUAAAUAUCCUUGGCCAACACCACAAUUUUGAUAUAGCCGAAGAAAUUGGCUUUUGUUCAUAUAUUGUUCCCUAGGGUAAGAGAUGUUGAAAAGUUGAAGCAGAAUUCACAAAUUCAUGGGGCAGAAAACCUGAUGUUUUCAAAGUUUUCAGACUGGAUAAUCACAGUUCUUGAUAAUGAAGAUAAAAUGCACAUGUUCAUUGUCCCUGUAAAGUUACAUUUAAAGAAAGAAGUAGAUUAGUUAUUGUGUAUAAAUUAUACCAGUGUCUGUCUGGGUGUAGGUACAGAUUUUGUGCUUGCACUCAUAAGGCUGCUCUGAGGAAAGCAAACAUGAAGGUUUUAGGAAAUGGACCAUGUUGACAACCCUGCUAGGGGAGGAUGGCCUCCCGAUUUAUCUGAUCUAGGAUGUUAGAGAAAUACCAAAUGCCAUGUUUUGCUCCAAUUCAGUUAACUUUGUUUUGGAACUGCCAUUUAUAUUAACGUAAGGUAAAACUGUGUUUCACAAUAGUGUUUUGUUAGAAUUAUCCAGAACUAAACCUCUAUUUGCCAACUGGGUCGUGUUUCAUCCAUGUCCAAGGGUUCCCUCACUCCUGAGAUGGGAGCCUUGGCCAUGACUUUCCAACCCUGACAGGAGAAUCAUCCCACUGGAAAAACAAUUUACUACUAAACUUUUUGACAAGUUUGAGUGACUCUCCUCCUUUGCUUCAAUCAGAUUAUGGCCAAUUCAGUGGCCAUGGUAAGUAAAUGCAUAUUUGCACUAUAUGCUUAAUGAGCAAAUCUCUGUAUUCAGAGUUUCUGGUGACAUAUGGCACUUGUGUGUACAUUGUACUGUCUGGAGUCUACAUGUCAUCCUCUCAGACUUGUUUUUAGAAUUUUGUUUGAUUUUUUGGUAGGAGUUGAUAUUUAUGGAAGUUUUUUUUUCCUGUUUUAUUCUCAAACUUCCUGAGUAAAUGAAUACGUUUCACAGGUAUCCUUUCUUUUCCU
This is a messenger RNA of Ochotona princeps (American pika), 11798 nucleotides long. Its product is annotated as protocadherin Fat 3. The coding region runs from base 1 to 10095 and encodes 3364 amino acids. Gene Ontology annotation, molecular function: calcium ion binding. The transcript has 24 exons. Gene Ontology annotation, cellular component: plasma membrane. Gene Ontology annotation, biological process: homophilic cell-cell adhesion. The record is from RefSeq and is a predicted model, not a curated record. Lineage: Eukaryota; Metazoa; Chordata; Mammalia; Lagomorpha; Ochotonidae.